Molecule: messenger RNA, 1876 nt
Organism: Hyposmocoma kahamanoa
Lineage: Eukaryota; Metazoa; Arthropoda; Insecta; Lepidoptera; Cosmopterigidae
Product: dynein intermediate chain 3, ciliary-like
Exons: 6
Coding region: 6-1697 (563 amino acids)
Biological process (GO): cilium movement; outer dynein arm assembly
Cellular component (GO): outer dynein arm
Molecular function (GO): dynein heavy chain binding; dynein light chain binding
Source: RefSeq, a predicted model, not a curated record
AUAAAAUGGAUAUCACAUAUCAAUACACGAAGAGGCGCUGCGAUUUUGGCCGUCAGCCUCUGUUUUGCGAGCAAGGUCCUGAUAUGUGCGACUCCAUAGCUACUGAUGUCACGGAGCACAAACGUUACAUCCUGCGCAACCCAGUUCACGAGCUGAUACAAAAUACAUCAGAUUUUUCUGAGCACUACGUCAACACUAGAAGAGCGAAAUACACACAAUCUGGUGCGAAUCAUUCGGAGGGUGGAUGGCCUAAAGACGUCAACAUAUUAGACCCAGAAGCCACACAGCGCUACCGUCGUAAAGUUGAAAAAGAUGAUGGCUAUAUUCAUUGUGUUAUGGCUUUGACGAAUGGCAUGGAACAUUACGUGUAUCAAAAUAAUGCAAUUGACAUGUAUCAAUCGUACUACAAAGAGAUGAAAGAGCAGCCGGACGUGGAGCGCAUUGGCAUGCGCACAGUUAACGUAUAUCGUGAUCACGACCACCGACCGGUCAGCUCAAUAUCGUGGCAAGCAGAGUCAAGUUAUCAUUUUGCCGUCUCCUAUGUAGAUUUUUCAGAUUUUUAUCGGACACCACGCAGUACUAUCACUGCUGCUUUAUGGGAUGUAGAGAAUGCCAAUAGUCCAGAAGCGAUUUUGCAUCCUCAUACAACAUUGUUCGACUUGCAGUACAGUCCCCGUGAUCCUAAUCUCCUCAUAGGUGGAUUUCUUAGUGGCCAAGUAGGUUCGUGGGAUAAACGCAUAGCGGGUGCGCCUACUCACGUCAGCGCACCGCAUGUAGCACACCGGGACUUUGUGCGCAAUGUAAGGUUCAUUAACUCAAAGUCUGGUGUGGAGUUUUUUUCUUCAGGACCAGACGGUGUGUGCAAGUGGUGGGACCUAAGGCAAUUAGAAGAGCCUACUGACGAAAUGAUCAUGGACUUCGUCACGUCAAGUUUUGACUCGCAAAGCAUGGUAACAGCUAGUGGCGUUUCUUGUCUCGAAUAUGAGGCUACAAUACCCACGCGCUUUAUGGUCGGUUGUGAGAAUGGCAGAGUAAUUGGCGGCAAUCGCAAAGGAAAAACCCCAAUGGAAAAAUUACCCUUUAAGAUCGAUGCUCAUUUGGGUCCAGUUUGGUCACUAGAGCGAAACCCAGGCUUCCUAAAGAACUUUCUUACGGUGGGCGACUGGACAGUGCGAGUGUGGAGCGAGGAGUGUCGUGAAUCGGCGAUUUUAUGGUCUCCACCACUACGCUACAGCUACACGGCCGGCAACUGGAGCCCAACGCGUCUUAGUCUCAUGUUAAUGUGCGGUAUAGACGGCCGUAUUUCCGCUUGGGAUUUGCUGCGGCGCCAACAUGAACCUGUACUCACUAUGCAACUUCCCGAUCCGUUACUUCGGCAAAGCUUCCACGAUCAGGGCUCGAUUGUGACUGUGGGAAGUCGUAAAGGAAAUAUUUUUCUGGUAGAAUUGAGCCUCACGCUUGCACAGUCAGAAAAGAACGACAAGGGUAUGCUUACUGCGAUAUUUGAGCGUGAGAGCAAACGUGAGCGCAUUUUAGAAGCUAAACUCCGAGAGAUCAAGUUAAAGAUGCGACAAGCUGAAGAAGGAUCUCCUAAGGCAUCCGCUACUGAUAUAGAUCCGACUCUGAAUGAUCGAGAUCUCGCUGAAGCCACUACGGAUUACUUUUCACAGGUUAAGAAGGAGCUGGCUGCCAUGUAACAGAGGCUCAGACUUGUAUGGAGAGAGUUUGGAUUUUGGCACAUUAUAUGCCGUAGUUUGACGAAAUAAACUGAUACAUAGGUUGGUGUGUCCUCAUACAAAGCGUGAUGAUUGCUUUGCCGUCUCUACUUUAUCAAAGCUUGUAGGUACUAGCUCAGAUUAUUGUACAAGCUAGUUGA